Messenger RNA from Chenopodium quinoa (quinoa), 2461 nucleotides. RefSeq names its product sorting nexin 2B-like. The transcript is spliced from 5 exons. NCBI's taxonomy places the organism in Eukaryota, Viridiplantae, Streptophyta, Magnoliopsida, Caryophyllales, Amaranthaceae. Gene Ontology annotation, molecular function: phosphatidylinositol binding. The record is from RefSeq and is a predicted model, not a curated record. Bases 442 to 2145 code for a protein of 567 amino acids.
AAACAAAAAAUUAUCCUAAAUUAGCCCAUAAUAUGGGUUAGGAAAAAGGUACAAGUACUAUUUUGUAAUCAAUAAAUACUGUCUAUCAUGUCAAGUGCAAACUUCUUCGCGGGUCGUCGUCUUUAUACGCCUUAAAUUUUCUCUCUCCUUUUUUCCACCGGAAUUUCAAUGCACCACCUUCUAUAACCUCCGUUCUUCCGCCGUCGAUCGUCGUUUCCCGGCGAAAUUUUUCUCUCUCCUCAAUAUUCGAUUCAAUUAUCUGUUUCUCUCUCCUGGUUCGUGAUCUCGCAGCUCACUGAUUUCUCAUUGUAGCAUUAAUAUUUGAAUUUCAGUUGAUUGUACUUGUUUUGGAAUUUUUGUGGAAUUUAGGGUUUUUUUGGAUUUUGAUUUUGUUGAUUUUUUUUUUGGAUUUGGAGGAUAAGGUGAUUAAUUGGGAAGAAAAUGAUGGGCUCUGAGAAUGAAGAGGGAGCCCAUCCUCUUGCUCCUAAUGAAGAAAUGGAAACCCUAGUUUUGGAUGAUCCAUUAUCAUCUUCUAAAUCGUUUGCUAAUUACAAGAGUGCUUUGACUACUUUAUCUGAUUCGCAUAAUAAUCAUCCUUUAUCGUCCUCGAUUGUGGCGGAACCUGUUGAUUCAGAUCCAUUGUUGUUUCCUCUACAAGAGGAGGAUCAAAUUAGAAAUAAAGAUGUUGAUUUUAGCUCGCAUUUUGAGGAUUCUGAUUACUCUGAUGUGUUUGAUAGUCCAAUUACUGGGGGUGUUAAUGGUGGGGGUGUCAAUGGGGUUGGGAGCCCGAAAGUGAAUUCCGGGAGUAGUUCGGACUCGUUGAGUUCUUUGGGUGCUGAUUAUUUGAACAUUAAGGUUUCGAACCCCCAGAAAGAGCAGGAGUUAUCGUCGAAUUCGAUUGUUCCUGGGGGAAACACUUAUGUGACUUAUUUGAUCACUACGAAGACUAAUAUGAGGGGGUUUGGUGGGACGGAGUUUAGCGUUAGGAGGAGGUUUAGGGACGUGGUGACAUUAGCGGAUAGGUUAUCGGAGUCUUAUAGAGGGUUUUUUAUACCUCCCAGGCCUGAUAAGAGUGUGGUGGAGAGUCAAGUUAUGCACAAGCAGGAGUUUGUUGAGCAGAGAAGAGUGGCACUGGAGAAGUAUUUGAGGAAAUUAGCUGCUCAUCCUGUCCUUAGGACGAGUGAAGAGUUGAGAAUGUUUUUGCAAGUGCAGGGGAAGCUUCCCUUGCAGACGAGCACAGAUGUAGCAUCGAGGAUGCUAGAUGGGGCUGUUAAUUUACCAAAACAAUUAUUUGGGGAUUCUAGGAGUGUUGUCACUCCACAUGAGGCAGUUCAGCCUGCUAAAGGAGGAAGGGAUUUGCUGAGGUUGUUUAGAGAGCUAAAACAGUCUGUCACAAAUGACUGGGGAAAUUCGAGGCCACCAGCUGUUGAGGAAGACAAGGAGUUUAUGGAGAAGAAAGAAAAGCUCUUUGAUUUCGAAACCCGCCUCACGGAUGUUUCUAAGCAGGCUGAAUCGCUGGUCAAAGCUCAGCAAGAUAUGGGAGAUACAAUGGGAGAGUUGGGGUUAUCAUUUAUCAAGCUGACAAAAUUUGAGAAUGAGGCAGCAAUUCUUGAUACUCAAAGGAAACGUGCUGCUGAAAUGAAGAACAUAGCAACAGCUACAGUCAGAGGCAGCAGAAUGUAUAGGGAGUUAAAUGCUAAAACAGUGAAGAACCUGGAAACCCUUCAUGGAUAUCUUGGAGCUAUGUUAGCUGCUCACAAUGCGUAUUCAGAUCGUGCAAAUGCGUUGUUGACUGUUCAGACACUUCUAUCAGAGGUAUCCUCUUUGCAAUCGAAAGCUGACAAACUUGAGGCUGCAUCAUCUAGAGUCUUUGGUGGUGAUAAGACCAGAAAUCACAAGCUGGAAGAGUUAAAGGAAACCAUGAAAAUCACUGAAGACUCAAAAAACUAUGCAGUCAGAGAGUAUGAGCGAAUUAAGGAAAAUAAUAGGACUGAACUUGAAAGACUCGAAAGGGAAAAACAUACUGAUUUUCUGAAAAUGUUGAAGGGGUUUGUAAAUGAUCAGGUAAGCUCUGCUGAGAAAAUGGCUAAUCUGUGGUCAAAGGUUGCAGAAGAUACCAGAGGAUAUGUAAAAGAUAGUUCCUAAGUGUAAGAGUAUAUAGCUGUAACGCAAAAAAGAGUUUCUUCUUGUGUCUUCCAUAUUUUUACUUCCCACUGUCUAAUCAAGAACAAAACAAGUUCAUAUCACACACAGAAAAUUGGGAGCCCAUAAUAUAGCUUUUAGGAACUCAGAUCAGUUGAUGUGUUCACUGGAAUUUGUUCUGUAAACCCUGUAAAAAAAAAAAAAAAAGUUCCACGCAUGGCAGGAUUAUUUUUUUUAGCCUGAUUGCAUUUUGAACAUCUGACAUACUAAUAAGAAAUUACAAGGAUGGCCUGAUUUUCAACAAGGGCAAUCUGAUCAA